Colletotrichum graminicola M1.001 is the source of this 360-nucleotide messenger RNA. RefSeq lists its product as uncharacterized. The transcript has 2 exons. NCBI's taxonomy places the organism in Eukaryota, Fungi, Ascomycota, Sordariomycetes, Glomerellales, Glomerellaceae. The record is from RefSeq and is a predicted model, not a curated record. The coding region runs from base 1 to 360 and encodes 119 amino acids.
AUGGCCGACGCAAAGCAAGGUGGUGAUUUAUUUGACAUGGCUAAGGACGGAACCAAAGUACCCGGUGAUGCAGGCAAGCAGAACAUCAUCAGCUCCGUGCCCAACCCUCACCAAAAGGACCCGUCUACCGCCGGCGGAUUGGGCUCAACAACAUUGCAUGGCGCUGCUGAUAACCCCAUUCACGACGAGGAGGGUAGACCGUCAGGCGUUGGCGAGGGGAUCACAGCUACUGGUCACGAUAUUCCUCAAUCGGUCACGGGGAAGCCAGGUGGUCGAGGUGGAACUCAGGGAUCUGAAGAUAUCAGAGCCGCUACAGGGGGGUUUGCCACUAAGUCUAGCCGCUCUAAAGAGGAUGUGUAA